AGCUCCAUACUCUCUCUCUCUCUCUGUUUAUUCGGUAAUCAUCAUCAUCUUCACAAAGAAGCCAACAAUAUCAGCACGGAAAAAGAAACUCAAAUCGGAAACGUUCCUUCUUUUUAUGCCUGUGUUUCGGUUCUCUUUAAUUUCUCUCCUACCCCUUUUUCAUGGCGGAUCUGUACGGAGCACCUGCGUCUUCAAAUCCGGAACCCGAAGAAAUCUCCACCUUCCUUAACCAACUCCUUCACAAUUCCUCUGCUUCAUCAUCUUCGUCUUCUUCGUGCAUGCAAUUCAAGACUAAGUCUAUUCACACUUUUCCGUCUCAUGCGCCCGAAUUCUCAACGCCCGCUGCUAAUUCCCGGGCCGGAAUGGCAAUUCCGGUUGAGGAUCAGUACCGACUCGGCGGAUCGGCUGUUCGGGCCGAGUCGGAGCCUCGAGUCAAUUUCUCUGAUCCUGAAACUUAUUUUGGAGCCAAUGUUAAAGAUAGCGCAGACAUUGCGUUGUCUUCUGCAGGCGAAUUCAGUUAUGACAGCGAGAAGGUUCAAGAGCCAUCGAAGGCGCCGUCAAAUCAAGAACGACCUCGGAGUUCAUCGAAGCGAAGCAGAGCAGCCGAAGUCCAUAAUUUGUCGGAAAAGAGGAGGAGGAGUAGGAUUAAUGAGAAAAUGAAAGCGUUACAGAAUCUAAUCCCAAACUCUAACAAGACGGAUAAGGCGUCGAUGCUUGACGAGGCGAUCGAGUACUUGAAGCAGCUGCAGCUUCAAGUACAGAUGUUAUCGAUGAGAAAUGGAUUCAGAUUGUACCCAAUGUGCUUACCAGGAGUACUACAGCCAACGCAACUGCCUCCCACCGGCAUGGGGUAUGAUGAGGGAAAUAGAUUCUUCAGUCCCAACACAGGAGCAGGCACAUUUUCUUCAAAUGAAGAAAGCUUGAUGAACACGCCUUUUAAUCUUUCCAACCCAUGCACCAUCUCAAAUCAGCCAAUUGUUGCACCUUCUGUAGCUAACAUAUCUAAUUUGGAAGCUUCAUUUGGUUUUAAAUCAUCUGCUGAGGCGCACUGUGGAUCUUUCAGCCACUCAACAUCUUCCAAGGAAAUCUGCAAGGAAGGCAGGUCACAACUGCAAUUAGAGGUGAAUCAUGCUGGGAAUAACUCUUCAUCAGGCGUGUCUUAGCCAAGCAGAAAUCCUCAAGAAACAGGAUGUAUAAAACUGAGGCCAUCACGUCUAACUCUUCCUCUAGUUCAAAAACCAUAUAGAGCGCAAAUGAUGUUGAAAAUGAUUGAAACUGAUGACCGUUUUAUACCUGUUCAGUUAUUUAUGUUCUAAGUUGUAACAGGUUGACACUAUGGUCUAUGGGACUGAUGCUGCUGGCAUCCUUCUCAUAUAUAGAAAAAAACCCCCGAUGCUCAGUUCCAACCGUGCUUAUCGCACCUCCCCUGCAUAAAGUGAAAAUUAUCAUUUAUCAAUACAUGUUUUUCUGUGUGUUGUAUA
Molecule: messenger RNA, 1481 nt
Organism: Theobroma cacao (cacao)
Lineage: Eukaryota; Viridiplantae; Streptophyta; Magnoliopsida; Malvales; Malvaceae
Cellular component (GO): nucleus
Molecular function (GO): protein dimerization activity
Source: RefSeq, a predicted model, not a curated record